CUGCUGCUAGAGAUGCCAAUGUUGUUUCAUCCACUAGUGAUCAAUCCCGGAUCAACAUGGAUGGUCGAAGCUUACAGUUAGUCAUGAAUGAGCAAGUGGAAAAAAUUGAUUCCGCAGGUAGCCUAAUAUCAGAUGUUCUACAUGCAUCAUCAGACCCGGCGAAAUUGGUUUUGGAUGCAAUGGAAGGGUUUUAUUCGUCAGAUCUUGAUGUGGAAAACAGAGAUCUUGAUCAUUUGAGGGUUGUAAGAAAGAGCUGUAUUCUUUUGCUACAGCAGUUAAAGAGAAUGUCACCAAUAAUUAAUCCUCAGGUGAGAGAAGAAGCAGUGAAAUUGGCAGCUGUUUGGGAUGAGAAGAUGGCAGAUACCGCUGAUGAUGAUGAUAAUAGUUGGGGGGCUUUGGGCUUUUUGCUGCUGAUCACUACAUAUGAAUUGACAAGUAAUUAUCAUUUGAGGGAGCUUCGAAUGCUUCUUGAUAUGGUUUCUCAGCCAGAACAAGUUGCUGAGUUAAGUAGGGCUCUUGGUAUCACUGAUAAGGCUCCUGUGAUGAACGCCGUUUCUUCCAUAGUCAAGUCUGAGCCAUCAGAAUCUUCACUGGCUCGAAAUGAAGCAAUCCUUUCUCCUCCAAAUAAUAAUACACAGAAUGAAAGGAUUGUUUCACUUUCUUCCAUUGCCAAGAUUAAGGUACCAGAAUCUUUUGGAACUAGAAAUUCAACAACUCUUUCUUCACUGAAUAAUGCUGAGCAACCAGAAUCUUGUCUUACUAGCAAUGUAGCAACUUUUUCUUCAACGAAUAAUUCUUCACAGAAAAACUUGUUGGUGGCUCUUCAAUCAUCAUCAGAUCCAGCAAAACUUGCUUUGGAUAUGAUGCAACGGUCUUUUACAUAUUACUGGAGUCAUAGAGAUGUUAGUUCCAAAGAAAAGGUUGUAUCGAGUAAUAUUUCUCUAUUGAAGACUCUGAUGGGACUCUCCAUACAUGUUGGACCUCAUCUGAAAGAAAAUGCAACAAAUUUAGCAUCCCAGUGGAGAGCACAGUUGAUAGCUGAUGCUGAGGAUUCAUUGGAGAGUUUGGGAUAUUUGCUGUUUAUAGCUAUGUAUGGAUUGGUUGCAACCUUACCUGAAGAUGAGAUUAUAAUGCUUCUUAGAAGGGUUUCGCAGCAUAGACAGUCUCUAUUGUUAUGUCAGACACAUCCUUUUGCAGAUUAUAUCCCUGAUUUUAUACAGAUGCUUAUUGAAAAGAAGCUACUGAUAGAGGCUGUUAAAUCUAUUUGUGCCUUCAAAUUAAAUGACAAGCUCCCCCCAGUGCCACUCUUAAGAGAAUAUGUGGAGGAUGUAAUGAUGUCUGAAGUAAUUUGCAGGUCACAGAUGACACCUGAUGAAAAGGAUAAGGCUGUGAUUGGUAAGAUAGCUAAGCUAAGAGCUGCCAUUCAGUGCAUGAAAGAUUACAACCUCGAGUCUGAAUACUCGAAGACUGUUGAAAUCCAAAUAGUUCAGCUGGAAAUGCUCAAGGAAAAAUGGAGAAGUUUGGCGCCCAAAGUUGAACAAGAAGAGAGAAAAAGAAAGAACCCUUGUGCUAGCUCUUCUGCCCCAAAGUCACAACCAGGAAAAGUAUCAAAAAUAAAAAUCAUCUUCAGUGGUUCGAAACACUAAUGUGAAGUUCCACUCCUGCGAAACUACGAAG
Fragaria vesca subsp. vesca is the source of this 1677-nucleotide messenger RNA. RefSeq names its product protein FRIGIDA-like. The transcript is spliced from 4 exons. Lineage: Eukaryota; Viridiplantae; Streptophyta; Magnoliopsida; Rosales; Rosaceae. The record is from RefSeq and is a predicted model, not a curated record. The coding region runs from base 57 to 1646 and encodes 529 amino acids.